AUGCGCUUCACAACCACCUCCACCGUCCUCCUCGCCGGUACCGUCGUGGCCGCCCCGGCGGCCCGCGACAGCGACAUCAACGCCGCCAUCCCGCCCGUCGUGCCCGUCAACACGCGCGGCGGCGACGCCUCCCUCCUCAGCAAGCUCGUCACCGCGCCGACCGCCCUCGACCGCGCCAAGCUGCUCGACCAGCCCGGCGACUUUGUCUUUGACUUCAACCCCUCCGCCGCCACCGACCCCAGCCGCUCCUCCGAGGCCAAGGGCAAGGGCGGCGUCUCCGUCGCCGCCACCGCCAAGACGUUCCCCGCGCUCGUCGGCAACGGCGCCUCCAUGACGGUCGCCUUCCUCGGCGCCUGCGGCAUGAACACGGCGCACGUGCACCCGCGCGCCACCGAGCUCAACGUCGUCGUCCAGGGCCGCCUGGUCACCAACUUUGUGCUGGAGAACGGCGCGGCGCCGGUGGCCAACACGAUGAGCACCUUCCAGAUGGCGGUGUUCCCGCAGGGCGCGAUCCAUCAGGAGUUCAACCCGGACUGCGAGGAGGCGGUGUUCGUGGCGGCGUUCCCGGACGCGGACCCGGGGGUGAGCCAGGUGGCGCAGAACUUUUUCGGGUUGCGGCCGGACGUGGUUGGCGCGACGCUGGGGGGCGUGCAGACGCUGGACGGCAAGGACAUUGAGACGUUUAGGCAUGCGAUCCCGGAUAACAUUGCGCUGGGAAUCGAUGCAUGCUUAAAUAAGAUCGACCCCGCGAUCCGGCUCCGACGCGCCAUCCACGCCUCCGACGCGCUGCUCGUCCGGCGCAUCCUCCGCUCGCACCCGCACCUGCUGCACAACCCCGACACCUCCUCGACCGGCCUGUCCAACUCGAACCUGCACCUAGCCGCCUCCCUGGGCGACCGGGCCACCUGCGAGGCUCUCGUCGCCGCCGGCCACGAGCGGCCGCCUGCAGCUGCUGCUGACGUACGCGCCGGGCGGGCCGGCGGAGGCGGUGCGCGCGGCGGACGACGAGGGCAACACGGCGCUGCACUUUGCGGCGUCGACGGGGAGCCUGCUGUGCCUGCGGACGUUGUUGGCGGCGGGGGCGGACGCGGAGAGGAGGAACGUCUGGGACUGGACGGCCGCGGCGUACAGCGCGACGGUGCAGGCCGAGGUCUACCUCAAGGGGCUGAUAUCGGAGGCGGGGAGGCGCCGGGACGCGGGUGCGGAGAAGAAGCAGAAGCAGAAGCAGCAGCAGCAGCAGCACGUGUCACCGCGCAAGAUGAUGGGACUGGCCAUGGUGAGGGUGGUGCCGGACAACAGCGACGAUGA
Messenger RNA from Cordyceps fumosorosea ARSEF 2679, 1308 nucleotides. Its product is annotated as spherulin-1B precursor. Gene Ontology annotation, molecular function: manganese ion binding. The record is from RefSeq and is a predicted model, not a curated record. NCBI's taxonomy places the organism in Eukaryota, Fungi, Ascomycota, Sordariomycetes, Hypocreales, Cordycipitaceae. The coding region runs from base 1 to 1308 and encodes 435 amino acids. Gene Ontology annotation, cellular component: cell wall. The transcript is spliced from 2 exons.